Molecule: messenger RNA, 2409 nt
Organism: Mesocestoides corti
Lineage: Eukaryota; Metazoa; Platyhelminthes; Cestoda; Cyclophyllidea; Mesocestoididae
Source: the annotation of a GenBank genome assembly
AUGAUACUCCGCUUCAAUGACUACAUCAAAUUGAUUGUGAAACUAGAAAACGCCAGCCCUCGACCCGUUUGGUUUCGUUAUCUUGCUAUUGUUUCCACGCUCAGUUCUGAAGGUGCCGAGGAGUCUGUGAUCAUGGGAGUUGACGUUCAUAAGGGUGCUAUCACAAUUGGCUUUACUAUACCCAUUUUUCAAGACAUCGUUGUCACGCUUGAUGGUGAUGGUGGUUUCAAAUUAAUAACUAAGAAUACCGUCCGCCUGUUUAAGCCCAUCUCUGUCCAAGGUCUCUGGGCCGCACAUCAGGCCAUAAUGCUCGGUUGUAAGGUAGCGCAACAAAGAGGCUACCAUGCAAAAGGCCCUAGCCACGCUUGGAUCUCACAUUAUGCUAAGCUCCCCGCUUCUGACCCAGUUAUGAUGUUUGAGUGGAACAAAAUGGAAGACAUCGAGGACAUGAACAGAGCGACCCCACCCACAGCAGAGUUCUGCAAUGUUGUCACGGAAGACGAAAAAAGAACUGAAAACUUCAAAAAUACAAUUCGACUUCAAUUGCAAAAAAUCAUGGCAGCAGUUGACUUAGAGGAUGUCAACAUCGUUCAGCUCCGAGAGAUGCUCGAGGCGCAGAUGGGUAUGUCUUUGAAAGACCAUCGCCACUUCAUCGCCGACCAGGUGCUCAUCAUCUACGGUCAAAUGGACGUUCCCUCUUUCAUUUUCGACCACCUUCUUUUGGGCAGUUCCUUCAACGCCUCGAACGGGGAUGAGCUGCGACGCAACAACGUCACGCACAUCGUUAAUGUAACCCGCGAAGUGGACAACUUCUUCCCAGCCGAGCACUUUGUCUACAAGAAUAUCCGUGUCUACGACGAUGAGAAAGCCCAGCUCUUGCCCCAUUGGGACGAAACCUACAAAUUUAUUAAUGAGGCAAGGUGGGAAAGUAUGCAAGUGCUCUACAUCGCCUGGAUGAUAUUUGCUGUCUAUUCUCCAGACAGAAGUAAUGGCACACGUUGUCUCGUCCAUUGUAAAAUGGGGAUCAGCCGAUCUGGUGCCACCGUAGCGGCGUAUGUGAUGAAAGAGAAGGGCUGGAAGCUAGAGGAGGCACUGGAGUUCGUCAAGAGCAAGAGGCCCUGCGUGAAUCCAAAUGCAAAUUUCCUCCGCCAACUCGAGACCUACCAAGGCAUCCUGGAAGCCAGUGCCCAUCGUCACAGCGCCAUUUUUCAAAAUCACGCCGAAAUUUUGAACUCCUUGAAACCUGCUGAUGCCCCAGUCUCGAAUGGCAGCAGCCGGUCACUACCCGCAAGUCCUGAGGAGAUAACGGAAGAUUACAACGCGCUGGAACCACCAGCUGGUCCGUCAGGUCCUGUAGAUUUGGAAGCGGAACUGUUCGCCUUUAAAUCCUUCCCCCAGCCCACACAGAACCGUGAAGAGCGGGUAGAGGCCUCUCAAACUCCCAACGAGUACCCGGGAGGCUUAAGAAGAACCGUGCUGGCCACUACCUCUCAGCGCAUCCGGCACUGGCAUCCGGACGUGUACGAGGGUGUGGGGAACGGGGGCGUUGUGGUCUGUCGCUCCAAGUCAUCCCCCACACCUGUCUUCAAGCAUCGCCAACUUCCAACCACGUCGGCGGCAACGAGUUCUACACUGCAGUAUGCCCUGCCUAUUAUGACCUCAGCCCAAUCCCCACUCUAUCCCACAACGACCAUCUCCGCGCCUAAUGUCUCGGUUAGCAGUGCAUCUUCGUGUGAGUUCAGCCUCGAUCCUGCGAAAGAGUGUGAUCAGACGGUUGCAUCGCCGCAUCCCCCUGCUUCCCCACCCCCAGAAAGCUGCUGCUCCUCGAUUAGUGAGCAUGAUGUCAUCUUGACGCCUUCAUUCCACCCAAGGACAAAAAUUAUGCAACCGCAACACGUUAACUCUAUUCUUACGUUGUUAUGUACAUUAGCUAAUGGGAGUUCGGAAGACCUUGUACAGCCAAAGAAUCCUCCCGUCUCAUUCGACCAUGGCUGUUCGGAUACUACCUUCCCUGAACCUACAGAAGGAGAUCCUUCAUCCUCCUGUCCAGCCAUCCAGUCACCAGCUGAACCUCUACAGGUCCCCCCUGCAGGUAGACUCACCCUCUCUCUUGUUGCUGUGGGGCCCGAUCAGGGCCAAUCCCAUGUACCUGUCCGGACCCUCUCGUUGCGUCUGCGACCAGACGACAGCUGGAUUGUCAAACACGACCAGAUUGAGGAUGGUGGUGACGCGCAAAAUCCUAUUGCCAAACGGCGACCUUUCUCGGAUGUGACCCCAGCGACUGCUCCCUCUGCACUUCCACUAGCAGAGUCCUCGACUCUGGGCGCCGUCGUUUCUGCCUGCCAAGGCAUCCAAUUUCCCCAUCAUCAGGGCUCACUGGCGGCCGUAAUAGCGGCCACGCGUCACUGA